UCCUUAAUGUUUGAAGAGACUCAACCAGUUUCACAUGUGACGUCAUAAAUUGAACAAGAAAAUAUGUUUUAAAGCGUUAAAAAUUGACUGUCGAGAAAAAUUGCCUUAUCGUUAAAAAUUCUGAUUCUCGGUUAAGGAGGUUAUGUUUAUAAUUGCAGAAAAACAGUAAUGUAAAAUGAAAAUCGACGAUAAAUGCAAGAAUUCCUUAACUCUCGGCCAAAAUACAAACGUAAUAUCGGACAUCGUGUACAAGAAACUACUAGAAAAUUGUUUUAAUAUUUUAGUAGGGAAAGAAGCUGUUCACAGUAUCAACACUUUAUACAACUCUAAACCGGACAUCGUAAAGGAAUUCUAUGCGGCUCUACUAAAAGCGUGCGCCGAAUUUGUUAGAAAUAAUCUCACUAAAGAAGAAAUCGUCCAAUUCCUAAGUCAGUCCUGCAACUUCACACAAUCACGUGCUAACGCUCUAGCAGAAUUCACCGAUAAGAACAGAGUAGGGGUCGAGUCGAGUUUGGUGAAUAUCAGUACCACUUUGCCGCACCUUACAGACGUCAAAUGGAAGAUCGACUAUAUCGUAAAGUCGAAUGUUGCGGAUGAGUCCGAAGGUCCUAUUUUCAGGGUAUCUCUGAUAGCGGAAGAGUACGAUGUAGAAGCGGAGUGUAAAAGAUUGAAAAACGUUAUUUUUACGUGUACCAGUCAGGAAUUGCAGGAUUUGGUGUACAAGCUUAAGGAUGCGGUGCGGCACUGCACAACUUUGCACCAUCGGAUUCUGUAAGGAUAGGAUUUUGUUUAUACAUUAAAAAACUAAUAA
Anoplophora glabripennis (Asian longhorned beetle) is the source of this 811-nucleotide messenger RNA. RefSeq names its product COMM domain-containing protein 3. The coding region runs from base 176 to 775 and encodes 199 amino acids. NCBI's taxonomy places the organism in Eukaryota, Metazoa, Arthropoda, Insecta, Coleoptera, Cerambycidae. The record is from RefSeq and is a predicted model, not a curated record. The transcript is spliced from 3 exons. Gene Ontology annotation, biological process: sodium ion transport.